Ectocarpus sp. CCAP 1310/34 is the source of this 467-nucleotide messenger RNA. The record is from the annotation of a GenBank genome assembly. Lineage: Eukaryota; Phaeophyceae; Ectocarpales; Ectocarpaceae.
AUGCGAGUGGUAUAUGACGACCGCGCACGGUGGGCGGAAUAUGUGUCGCCCCUGGUGUUCUCCGUGGGUUCGUGGACGACAUCAAGAGUUGAAGGCCAAAACGCCCUCAUCAAGGAUAAGUGCAACUCGCGCUCCUCGCUUUUGGACGUGGCGAAGUACUUUUCGGGCAUCAUCUGUUCCCAGAAGGAUGCCGCCAUGCUGCGAGACGCCAUCGACCAUCUGCCGCCUAAUCGGAUGGUGGCUCCACCAGCGACCGCUUUCAAAAGUGUGCUCGAGUCCUGCGAGUUCUCCAUCGCGAGCUGGCCGCGGCGGUUCAUGGAGCAAGAGAUGACCGCGGCCAUCAUGUUUUGCCACAUGGGUGGUGGGGAGGUGGAUAGACCAGAACGCGCGGCAGCUUUGGGGCGCACGUUCGAGUACAUCGAGGACAAGCUUUGCGACGUCAUCUACGUCUUCGGCAUUCACGAGCA